Molecule: messenger RNA, 480 nt
Organism: Striga asiatica
Lineage: Eukaryota; Viridiplantae; Streptophyta; Magnoliopsida; Lamiales; Orobanchaceae
Source: the annotation of a GenBank genome assembly
AUGACGUGGCGGCGCCGGAGAAUACGAAUUUGGAGGGGUUUGUUUGGAGGAGUGAGUAGUGGCGGAGGUUGGGAGGAAGAACGGCGGCGGCGUGGGCCCCCGGUGGGAGAAGGGCCGGCGGAGGUAGGGCGUGGCGGCGGCGUCGAGGGCGGAUCUGGAGCCCAGGAGGGUAUCGAGGCGGCUGGGGCGGGGGAAGGAUGGGCCGGCGAACGGCGGCGCCGGUAUGCCCGUGAAUUCCUGGACCAUGGCCCGGAAGUUUGUGGUGUCUGUUGUCAAAACGGUUGUCGGGGCGCGCCGGGAGGCUCGGGAUCUCUUUCUCGGGUUUCGCGCCGCCGGCGGAGGGGCGGCGGCGGUGGUGGGAGCGGCGGUGUCGGAUCCGGCCGGGGGAUGGGGCGGCGGCGGUGGUGUCUGGAAGGAGGGCAUGAAGGGGUUGAGGAGGGUUUGGGAUUGGGAUUGGGUGUUCGGUCAAAGUCAACAUAA